UCUCGUCGCCUUCACUCUUUUUGCCUCCCAGAACAAAACAUGGCGGGCUGGGUUUUCGAAGGCUGCUGAAGCGGGAAAGGGUGGGGAAGCGCGGACGGAAGGAGGUCGCGCGGGCGAGGCAGGCGAGAGGAACCGCCGCAGUCUGGCAAUUGGACUGGCGGGUCCUCCUCCUCCUCCCUCGCCGCUCGGUGGGGAAGCAAUGAGGGAGGGCGGCAGGCGCUCGCCGCCGCUGCCACGUCUCGCCGCUCCCUUCACUCUUUGGACCAGAGCGGGGCCGCUUGGACCAAGGCGCUGAAAAAAACACCCCGCCACGGCCGCCUCCGCUCCGCUCCGCUCAGGGCAGGGAGCGCUUAGCCAGGCCCUCUUCAGACUGCGGAGGAGAAUGAGAGAGAGAGAGGCGCUGCGGGCAUCUCCGCGACGCUCGUCCUGAGGCGGUUGGGACGGAGCGGCGUCGCUCCGCUCGGGCGCUUUUGGCGGGACGGGGAAGAAGCGGCACGCGCUAGAUUGGAGUUCCCUUUUUUUUUUUUUUUUUUGCGAGAGGGAGGGGGGAGACGGAUAAGAUAAGGGAGGGGGCGUUAAAGCCCCGCUCCAGUGGCCGCCGCCUCCGGGCGAGAGCGGAGGGUUGCCUGAGGUAACCGCGGGCGAAGGAGGCGGAGGCGAGCCGGGCAGAGCUGAGCCGGAGCGAGGAGAGGAUGGCAGGCAGCCCCAGAGGCGGCUGACAGGAAGGGAGAAAAGAGAGAGAGAGAGAGACCGAGUGGGAAAGAAACCAGGAGUGGAGGGAGCCAUGGCGCUGCCCAACCCGCCGCCUGCCGCUGCUUCGGAUCUCCUGCCUGCGGUCGACGACAAACGCCUCGUGCUGGGUGGCGACGUAAAAUUGGAAAGCGUGGAUCCCCCGCCGGCGGAGGCGAUGGGAUCCCAGCCGCCGGAAGAAGGGGUGGCAGCUGCGGAGGAGGAGGAGGAGGAGAAAAAAGAAGGGAAACUCGGAGAAGUGGGAGAAGGCGAGGAGCUGGUUCCUCACCUGCCUGAACCGAGGUCGGCUUCUGGGGGAAUGGAGAGAGGACACAAAAAUGAUAUUUCUCCUUUCAGCAGUUUCAUUUCAACUAUCAGCCAAAAGAAAGAAGAUUCUGUAAAUGAAAAUUCACCUGAACAAUUAGUUAUUACUGAUAUAAAAAAUGCAAAAGAACAGUCCCUUGGCCUUGGUGUUAGGCAAAAGAAGCGCACCUCAGUGGAUAUACUUCCAGUAGAAAUGAAAGUUUCAAUCCCACUGGAACCUUCCUAUCUCACCCAAACAAAAACUAUGAAGGAGUUUUGCUCACCUCAAGAUAUUCAGAAGUGUGUCCUAAAAGGAAUAAUUAACGGUUUAUUGCAUGAAUGGAAAGGGCCACAAACAAAAGAUGAUCUCAGAGCAUAUUUUGUUCUUCUACAGAAUCCUCUGUUUAGUAACACAACAACAUAUGUUAUUUUUGCUCACUUGCUAAGACAGAUUGCUGCCUUACCCGAAGAUGAUCAUCACUAUCUAAUUCACUGGUUUAAGAAGAUGUCACAGAAGCGAAUCAAGCAAAUUAUAGAUAGAAUCAUGCAGUUUAUUUCUUUGCGUCUGUUUCCGGCAAAACCUGAAGAUUUGCCUCCUAUGGAGAAGUGUACCUGGUGGAUUCCAUCAGCAACCAAAGUUUUGUCUUUAUUUAAUGCUUCAAAUAAUCUAGCUAAUCCUUCUCUUAUUCCAUAUACGGAUUUUUAUAAUUCUACGCUAGAUCAUAUUGAUCUCAUGGAAGAUUAUCAUAACUGGCAGUGUUAUGGAAAUUCUCAUAGGUUUUCCUUCUGUCAAUAUCCAUUCAUUAUUUCUAUAGCAGCAAAAAAAGUUAUAAUUCAAAAGGAUUCAGAACAACAAAUGAUAAAUAUUGCACGGCAAAGCCUUGUCGAUAAAGUCUCUCGGAGGCAGAGACCUGACAUGAAUAUGCUAUUCUUAAAUGUGAAAGUGAGAAGAAUGCACCUAGUUAGUGAUUCAUUGGAUGAGCUCACAAGGAAGCAAGCGGAUUUAAAAAAGAAAUUAAAAGUUACAUUUGUAGGAGAAGCUGGUCUUGACAUGGGUGGCCUAACAAAAGAAUGGUUUCUUCUUCUAAUUAGGCAAAUUUUUCAGCCAGAUUAUGGAAUGUUUACAUACCACAAAGAUUCUCACUGCCAUUGGUUUAGUAGUUUGAACUGUGAUAAUUACUCUGAAUUCCGAUUGGUUGGAGCUCUUAUGGGACUAGCUGUCUACAAUAGUAUCACACUGGAUAUUCAAUUUCCACUGUGCUGCUACAAAAAAUUACUUAGUCCUCCCAUUGUACCAUGUGACCUGAAUACACCUGUAGGAAUUGGUAAUCUUACUAUUGAUGACUUGUGUCGGGUUAUGCCGGAGUUAGCUCAUGGAUUAAAUGAGCUGCUAUCCUACGACGGGAAUGUUGAAGAAGACUUUUAUUCAACCUUCCAGGUUUUUCAAGAGGAAUUUGGUGUCAUAAAAUGUUACGACUUAAAGCCUGGCGGUGAUAAAAUACCAGUUACCAAUGAAAAUAGAAUAGAGUAUGUGCAGCUUUAUGUAGACUUUCUUCUCAAUAAAUCAAUCUACAAACAGUUUGCUGCAUUUUAUUAUGGAUUUCACAGUGUCUGUGCUUCCUAUGCAUUGAUGCUGCUUCAUCCUGAAGAAGUUGAAAUCCUGGUAUGUGGAAGCCCUGAAUUGGAUAUGCAUGCUCUCCAGAAACACACACAGUAUGAUGGCUAUCAGAAAACUGAUCUUACUAUCCGGAAUUUCUGGGAAGUAGUACUCGAAUUUCCUCUUGAACUUCAAAAAAAGCUCCUACAUUUUGCUACAGGAAGUGACAGAGUACCCGUAGGAGGAAUGGGAGACCUUAGUUUUAAAAUUUCAAAGAGUGAAACAUCCACAAACUGGUUACCUAUUGCCCAUACUUGCUUCAACCAGCUCUGCCUGCCUCCAUACAAGACAAAAAAGGAACUGAAGCAAAAGUUAACAAUUGGGAUUUCAAAUGCAGAAGGCUUUGGUUUAGAAUAAGACAACUUUUAAAAAGCAUAGCGGAUGUAGCACCUGCUUUCUACUGUGCCUUUAAAGCUUCUUAUGUUUCAAUCUCUCAAUACUGUGACAGUCUUACUUAGAACUGCGUGAACUGCUGUUGUUUUUUAAGGAGUGCAUUCUUUUUUCUGUAUAGAAAUAUGUUUAGUCUUUCUUAUAGAAAUUUUGUAUAAAAGUCUUAAUCUUUGCAAUAUUUGAUAGAACCCUGUCAGAACUAUCAAAUAUAUGAUGCUAUACAGUCAUCUAAUCUAAGAGAGACAACCAUCAAGAAUUAACCUUUAUCACCUCAAAUUGUUUGCACUACAGGGAUGAGGUUCAGAGUAAAUUAUUAUGGCUCACAAUUGAUAUAGCUCAUAUGCUCUAUAUUCCACUAGGAAGUACAAUAUAGAAAUUGUAUUUUUCAUGAUCAGUUAAGCCUAUUUUCAAUUAAUAACAAAUUGUAACUCUUAUUUAUGUGAGACAAAUUGAAACAAAUAAUGUUUUAAAGAUAUAUUAAAUAUUAUUUUGGUUUUCCUUUUCAGAAUAAAUUAUUAAUUUAAGAUCAUGUAAAUAAUUGCCCACGGGCCAAUAUGUUUUUGAUAAUACCAUUUACAGAUAAAGAUUUAUUUUUACAGGGUUUCCAGUGUUAAAUAUUCAAGAUUUUUACAACUGAACAGAAUUGAUUGUAUAAGAAUACAAAGGCUGCUAUCUUACCAUCUUAAAUUUAUCUAGAUUUAAUGGACCAACUGUAAGUUUUAAAUUGCAUGUAUAUGAUACCAGAUUGAUAGAUUUGGCUAUUAUGUGUUUGUAACUCCAAUUUAAACAGGAUUGAAUGUUUAAUAAUAACAAAUUUGGAUUUGUUACUUGAUUAAAAACAAAUCACUUUGGCACAACGAAAAAGUAGUUUUUAUAUUUUUAAGUUAUGCAUCUUCACAUUAUUGUUUUUUAUACACCAUAUAACACCAUAUUGUCUUUUAUAAAAGAU
This is a messenger RNA of Ahaetulla prasina, 4028 nucleotides long. It is a transcript of the gene HECTD2, whose product is annotated as HECT domain E3 ubiquitin protein ligase 2. Lineage: Eukaryota; Metazoa; Chordata; Lepidosauria; Squamata; Colubridae. The record is from RefSeq and is a predicted model, not a curated record. Gene Ontology annotation, molecular function: ubiquitin protein ligase activity. Gene Ontology annotation, biological process: protein polyubiquitination. The coding region runs from base 785 to 3046 and encodes 753 amino acids. The transcript has 20 exons.